UGUCCAAGCCAGCGACUGCUGUUUUAAAUAGGACCAUAAUGGACUCAUGCGCCAUCCUAUAUGAAAUAAGAAAACCAGAGCUAUGGCUGCCCCUGCACGCCGUCAGCCAACAUUUCUCUUGGUAUUGCUGUCCUUGGGGAUGGGCCAGCUCAAAGGCUUGUCUGAACCUCUCUCUGUGAACCCUGAUUCACUUGAAUUUGCCAUCAAUUUGACAUACCAACGUUUCAGUUUGCUAUGGAGUGUCCGUGGCCUUCUUGAUCAUCAGGAAAUACAAAUGAAUUUUCAGAUACAGAUCAGUAGGAUUAAUGAAUCCAAUGUCAUCUGGACUGGGAACUACAUCACCACGGUGAAGUCUAAGGAAUCCGUGCACUGGAGCUGGGAAUCGGAGCUCCCGUUGGAAUGUGCGACACACUUUGUAAGGAUCAGGAGUCAAGUGGACGAUGCCCAGUUCCCAGAGUUGAGGUCCUGGAGCAAGUGGACUUCAUGGAAGGAAAUACGGGUGCUCAAGCCUCUGAGUCCUGGGCAAACCUUCUCUCUUUUCCCCAAAGACAACCUGGUGGAAGCAGGCUCCAACAUGACUGUUUGUUACGUUUCCAGAAGUCACGGGAGCGAGAUCGCCUGCUUUUUGGAAACGGAGGAGAUCCAUGAAGAAGAAGCUCUGACGCCACAUGUGACCGUGUUCACCUUGAGAAAUGUCUCCUUCCUGAGACCAACUGGGACGAACAUGCACUGUCGACAGAAGUCGACCAAUGAGCUAAAAGGCGGCCUCGUGAUCUAUGUGUCCAAAAUUCUGGAAGACCCCAAGAACUUUUCUUGUGAAACCCAGGACUUGAAGACCUUGAACUGUACUUGGGAUCCCGUGGCUGUGACGGCUCCUGUGAACCUACACCCCUCAAAGAGAGUGCAACCUCCCGAAAGCUAUGCUUUAUAUGAAUCAUUUUCCCAGGAAACGAGAGUUUGUGAACAUAAUACCUGGUGCACUUGGCAAGUAGCUGAAGACUCCCAGGAUGAAUAUAACUUCACACUCCGACUUCAAAACAUAUUCAGAGAGAGAAGUGUCAAUCUUGCUUUCAAUCUGACUCACCGAGUUCAUCCAAGGCCUCCCUUUAAUUUCUUCCUUGAAAGUGUGAAUUCCACGAAUGCCCGUGUGUCCUGGAAGGUCUACCCUUUAAGGAAGCCCUCCACUCUCCUGUGUCGGGUUGAGUGUCUUCAGGAUGAGCACGUGAUGGAACAGCAGGUCAAUGUCUCCAUUGGGAUGCAGGGUGAAUAUCUUCUAAGUGGACUGGAACCCGACACACAGUAUUUGGCCCGAGUGUGCUGUGCUUAUGGCAACCACUUGUGGAAAUGGAGUGACUGGGUUGGUCAGAGAUUCACCACCCUCGAUGUUGCUCCCUCCGCUCCUGACAUGUGGAGAACUGUGGACCCGGUGCCAGGAGGUUACAACGUGACCUUAUACUGGAAGCUACUACCCAAAGAUCACCCACGUCGGAAGGUCCUGUUCUAUAAUAUAACGGUGGAAAACCUAGAUGAAUCCACAUCAACCCUCCUCUCUGUCCCCGCAACGCACAGCGACACAGCAGUCGCCCUCAGCCACUCCACGUACCGAAUCUCCGUCACAGCGACCAGCCGCGGGGGCACGUCUCCCGCCUCGGCCCUCGUCGUCUCUGGAGACUCCGGAGAUGAAAAGGUCGAAGAAGAAAGAGUUGUGGGCACAGCGGAGGGCAUCUUGCUGUCCUGGAAGCCUCGCUCUGGAGACGCCGAAGGCUACGUGGUGGAGUGGUACGAGCAGGCCUUGGGACCUCUCCAUGGUCUCCAGUGGAAGAAACUGGGUCCCAAGACCACACAUACCGUCAUCAGCCCCGAUGCUUUCAGACCCGGGAUUAGAUACAACUUCAGAAUUUAUGAAUUGUCCACAAAAUUGAUGGCUUUUUUAUUGGAGAAAAAAACAGGAUACUACCAGGAACUGGUUCCUUUGGUCAACCCUCAAGUGACUGUGGAGAAAAUGAACGCCCAUUCCUUCACUCUGAGUUGGAAGGAUUACUCCACCGAAUCCCAACACGGCUUUAUCAGAGGGUAUUAUGUCUACCUGAAACCCAAGAUGCAGCACUGCACCCAAGAAUAUAAAAAGGUGGCUCUCACAGAUAAUUCAUCCUAUUGCAAAUACAAAAUUAAUGAUCCAGAACAAAAAACAUUCGUGGUGAAACACCUACAGCCCCAGUCUGUCUAUGAGUUUUUCGUCACUCCAUUCACAAGUGUCGGGGAGGGCCCCAACGGAACUUUCAUGGCGAUCACAACUACAGAGCAAUACAGUAAGGAAUUGCUGAGAGACCAGAUGCUGCUAAGAGUCCUGCUCCCCAUGGGCUUCUGCGCCGCCCUCCUUGUGGUCAUUUUCUACAUGAAGAUCCAGUGGAUGAAGCAGCGCUGUUAUCCUGACAUUCCCGACCCUUACAAGAGCAGUAUCCUGUCACUCAUAAAAUCGAAGCAGAGCAGUAACCUGACACUACUGAGCCCCCAGGACUGCACUCCAGACGCAAUUGAGGUUGUCCACAAGCUGGAAGGGAGCAAGACACAGCUCACACAGAAGUCGGUCCCCAAGACGGAGCUCCCCCUGUCUGCGUCCCCCCAACUGGCAGAUCAGAGUCCCUCAGGUGGAAGAGCCUGCAUCUGUUUUGAGAACUUAACCUAUAACCAGCAAGUGCCUGAGCCCUGUUCUUGUGGCCAUAGCCCAGUGCCACCUACCACCCAAGCCCAUCCGCUGGGACUAUUCAGCUCACUUGAAAAUAUUUGGAAGGACUACAUGACGUCCCUGGGUGAAGUCCCAGCCGGAGAAACUGGCGUGAAUUACGUGUCCCAACUGACUUCUCCUGUGUCUGGGGGCAAAGACGGUCUCCCCAUUGAUCCACUAGUAGUUGAACAGUGUUCAGAGUAUAAAAUACAAAUGGUAGUCCCUCUGGGUGCCCCCUCAUCUCCCCACACUGAAGAUCGCAGUCUCUCCUCCAGUGCCCCUUAAAUCACAGUGAAUACUUGCUGACCGCUGUAAGGCCGCAAGGAGACCUUCCUUGGUAAUCCCAGUGAGCUGGUGCCAUCUGCUGGUCUGCUUGAUCUUGUUCUUAGGCGCCGUUGAGUCUGGCUUAUAGGCAAUCACUAAAGCACUCAAUCCUGGAAACUCUAUUAUGGGGGCUGUUCUAAACUGUCCUCCGGGGCUGCUGUUAGGAUCCCCUUGAUGGUGGUGGAGUGUGUGUGUGUGUUUUACCAUCCCGGUUGCAUUUAAAGGCCAGAGCCAUGGUCCCCGGUAGCCUUCUCAAGCUUGCUCUCCAAAUAGUGGGGCCACGUGAAGAUACAGACUCUGCUGCUGUUUGUCCAUGGCUCACCCUGUAACAGGCCAUGGACUAUUGGACUAGGGACAGGCAUCAACCACUCCAACC
Echinops telfairi (small Madagascar hedgehog) is the source of this 3425-nucleotide messenger RNA. RefSeq names its product oncostatin M receptor (gene OSMR). The coding region runs from base 83 to 3010 and encodes 975 amino acids. Gene Ontology annotation, molecular function: protein binding. NCBI's taxonomy places the organism in Eukaryota, Metazoa, Chordata, Mammalia, Afrosoricida, Tenrecidae. The transcript has 18 exons. The record is from RefSeq and is a predicted model, not a curated record.